AAAAAUAGGUAAUUUAUCUUGUACAGCGAAUAACACUAUUCUCAACACAACGCUUUGCUUGCUUGAUUCGGAAGCGCGCAAGCCCACCUAUACUGCUACUUAUAACAUAUCGUGCUAUUGCCUGCUGGUCGGAGCUCUGCUGCAUCAGACUCUGUACUUCAGCCACGCAUGGCGUCCGCUUCAUUAACAUCUCUUGGAGGUGCAUCACGUCCCAUGAAUCUGCAGGGCCAUUUUGCUCCCUUAAGAUACGCCAACGCCGAAGACCUCCCAAGCUACCCAUCCCCCGGUUUGAAGCCGGGUGAUGCGGCGGCUAGUGCUGCUGCCACUCUGGGGUGGGCGAGCACUCCUUCUGGUACUUUCGCUGCUGCCGGACCUGGUUCUCCUCGAGGGCACCAGUUCAACACGCCUAGGUCUCAUGAUGCCAUCCUUGCUGCUGAUGUUGCUGGUUGGGCUCAGCGACAUCGGAAACCACCGUCCCCGCCUGCUUCCCAUCAAUGGGUAUCAACGGCCGCCAGUCUAGCGUUCGGGGCGAGCAAGACACCGCCACCAACCACUGAACAUCCCCAACACUCGAGGCACGACUCCAUGAGCGCAGCACUGGGGGCCUUGGCAAGCUCACGGCCGAGAGCCGCGUCCUCGCCUCAAGCAUCCACAGAGAGAAACACGGAUCGCGCCACUAGGGCAACUGCCCUGAGUGCCGCAACUCUUGCCCAUCAACCUACGAUGCGGGCAAACUCAACUCCCGUUGGCGAGGUGGGCGCCGUGCCCUAUACCACCAUGGACAGGGAAAUGUUCACCGCCAAUCCGCCGGUGAAGCCCAAAACAGACGAGAAGAACAGGGCCGACGUGCUGCAUGCUUCUGCCCUGGCCAUGGCCAAGAAGAUGUACGAUACACAGCAAAGAAUGAUCGACAGCUCCGCCCCUGCCCACGCGCUGUCGUCGUCUUUUCCCUGUGGUGACACGACGAGCCGGGCGGAUCAACAGAGCGAGGAACAGCCUGCCCUGGUGCACAACAGCCUGCAGGAAUCAGCAUACCGGCUUGCCAGGGAGCGCCUCGCCAAGUUGCAGCAAGAGCACGAGAAACAGCGGGGUCUCCAGGAGUUCUACGGAUCAGGCACCGCACCUCUCCACUGGAGCAAACUCGGCACUAUCAAGGGCAAGUUGACCAGAAAGCGCUCCUCGAGCGACGGCGAUUUGCUGGAAGACAAACGCCGCUCGGAGCGGAUUCGCAACCAAAUGUCCCUGCUCAACAGCAGGUUAAGCGAGGUGGACAAGGAGAAGAGGGCGCGGGACCGGGAGGCGCUCGUCGCGGCUGCGCAACGGAACGUCAAGGCUCAGAUGCAGCGGAUCGAUGAACAAGUGCAGUCCGACACAGGCCGCGUGCCGCAGGUCAAUUUGGAUGACUGGGGUAGACAAGCUUUAGUUGCUGCGCGGGUGAGGUACGACGCUAUCGGCCAGGACAACGUCGGCAAGGUCGACAUUGGAUGCGGCAAAAUUAUGGAGAGGUCCGAGGUAAAGAAGAUUGCGGCUCAGAAGGUCCAGCCGCUGUUGGAUGAGAUCAAUGACAGAGCGGAGAAGGAGCUUGUGAGGCAGGAGGAGGAGAAGUUGGAGGAGGAGAGGCGCAAGGAGUUGGCAGAGCGAGAUAAGAUGAGGGAGAAAGAGAUUCAGAAGAUACACAAGAAGCUCAUGGACCAACAGAAAGAGGAUGAGCGAGUGAGGAAAGCAGAGGUCAAACGCGAGGCUAAAGCACAUAAGGAUGAGAUAAAAGCCGCUAAGGCAGAGCAGAAGCAUGCUGCCCAGGAGGCUAAGCAGAAGGAAAGUGAGGUUGUGCCACCAACAACAAGCGUGGGGACCAAAGCAGAGGGGCCCCUUCAACAACCAAGCCCGAAGGCGGCACACAAACGAUCACUGACAGUCGGCCACGUCCGGGCCCUCUCCAUCAAUUUUUCCAGGCGCCCGCCCAGGCACAAGGGCAAAGAAGCCGCCGAUCAGCCGCCUAACACAGACGACAACAGCCCAACCUCACCAACCGGGAAAGUCCGCGCCUGGCUCCUCUCGCGUUUCCCACGGCCGCGAGCCAAGUCCACCGGCAGCACACCCCCCGCCAACGGCGAGCAAGACGCCAACGAGACCAAACAUGGCUUCAUCGGCGGCGUGACACUGGCCCGUCUACGGCAGGGCAAACAAAACUCCAGCACCUCCUCAAUCGACUCGCUGGACAGGAACCCGCACGACGCCAACUCGAGCAUGCGCGAGGUAGCUCUCGCCGGCCGCCGCCGCGAGCCUUCCUCCAAAAGGGGUACAAAUACAACUGAUGGCGAGUCCACUACGCCCCCUCCUCCCGUCGAGCAGAUGCCCGUGUUGCACGUCUCGCAGGCGACCGAAGCAGCCCCUUCUGUCGUCGGCUCUGUAGGCAGCCUCGGCAGCGACCCAAGGAGUAGCGUCAGUAGCAGCAACAGCUGUAACGAGAGGUUUGUCGAGGCGCGGAGCGAGCCCGAGACGAGUGGCGGUGGGUCGUUGGCGUCGGCGUCGAUGCUGGCGCAGGCGAAACCGCGGCCGAGGGCUGUGGUGGCGGGGAGGGUGAGUCCAUUUCGGGAGUCGAGGUUCUCGGAGAUUUUGUGAUUAGCUUUGGAUCGCCUUUAGUGCGCUAUCUGGAAUAUAUUGGUACAAUACAAGUACAUAUGGACGGGUCGCCGCAUGCACGGCUGGUUCGUUUUUGGAGGAUGCAGCGUUUGGUUUGCGGUAGCGGCUGGAUGGAUGACAUUGGCAGGCAUGAAGCAUACGGCAUUAA
Messenger RNA from Parathielavia appendiculata, 2791 nucleotides. RefSeq lists its product as uncharacterized. NCBI's taxonomy places the organism in Eukaryota, Fungi, Ascomycota, Sordariomycetes, Sordariales, Chaetomiaceae. The coding region runs from base 169 to 2622 and encodes 817 amino acids. The record is from RefSeq and is a predicted model, not a curated record. The transcript is spliced from 3 exons. Gene Ontology annotation, biological process: eisosome assembly.